AGUAACACCAGUUGUAAACCCAAGGCCAAGAGACCAUGGCCACGUUAGCCCGGCUGCAAGCUAGGUCGUCGACUGUAGGAAAUCAGUACUACUUUAGGAACAGUGUUGUAGAUCCAUUUAGAAAAAAGGAGAAUGAUGCAGCAGUUAAAAUCCAAAGCUGGUUUCGAGGAUGUCAAGUUCGGGCAUAUAUCAGGCAUUUAAACAGGAUUGUAACAAUUAUUCAAAAAUGGUGGAGAAGUUUCUUAGGCAGAAAGCAAUAUCAACUAACUGUGCAGGUAGCAUAUUAUACUAUGAUGAUGAAUCUCUACAAUGCAAUGGCUGUCAGGAUUCAGAGACGAUGGCGAGGCUAUAGGGUUCGGAAGUACCUCUUUAAUUAUUAUUAUUUGAAAGAGUACCUGAAAGUCGUUUCAGAGACCAAUGAUGCAAUUAGGAAGGCACUGGAGGAGUUUGCAGAAAUGAAAGAAAGAGAAGAGAAGAAGGCUAACCUCGAAAGGGAAGAGAAGAAAAGAGAUUACCAAGCCCGAAAGAUGCAUUACCUCCUCAGCACAAAGCAGAUUCCAGGAAUAUACAAUUCACCCUUCAGAAAAGAGCCUGAUCCAUGGGAGCUGCAAUUACAGAAGGCAAAGCCUUUAACACACCGAAGACCUAAAGUUAAGCAGAAGGACUCCACCAGCCUUACUGAUUGGCUAGCUUGUACAAGCGCCCGUUCUUUUCCUCGGUCUGAAAUUCUACCACCUAUUAAUAGAAAGCAAUGUCAGGGGCCCUUCCGAGAUAUCACCGAAGUAUUAGAACAACGCUACAGGCCUUUGGAGCCAACGUUGCGGGUGGCAGAACCAAUCGAUGAGUUAAAGUUGGCCAGAGAGGAGCUCAGAAGAGAGGAAUGGCUGCAAAAUGUAAAUGACAAUAUGUUUUUGCCAUUUUCUUCAUACCAUAAAAAUGAAAAGUACAUCCCAUCAAUGCAUUUAUCAAGCAAGUAUGGUCCUAUUUCUUACAAAGAACAAUUCCGAAGUGAAAAUCCUAAGAAAUGGAUCUGUGACAAGGAUUUCCAGACUGUAUUACCAUCAUUUGAGCUCUUCUCAAAGUAUGGAAAAUUAUAUUCAAAAGCUGGACAGAUUGUAUAAAGAAAACAGAAGAUGAAAUGUAAAACUGAGAUUAAGGUGUGAAGUGAGUGUGAAUAGAAGACCCCACACUGCCUGGAGUCCUGGAUUCUUCCACGUCUGAUGAGUGACCUUGGAUCUCUUAAUCUCUCUAGUUUUCUCUCUCUUAGGCGUCAGAAGAAGAAACUGAAGCCAUCUGCAUUUUAAAACUUAACAGUUCUGAAAGGAAAACACAGAUGAAGAUCCUGUAGGAAAUAUACUUGCUAUGAUUCAAUAAACUAUAAAAUUUUGUAGCUCUAGUCAUGAAUUAAUUAUUGUGUGUAUGUAUUUGAAAUCUCUUAGACAUAUCUUUUCAAACAAAUACUUAAACUUGAGUCUGUUACCUCUGAGAAUGUCUGUCACAAUCACAGCCCCUGGUGACCAACAGUGCCAUAAAUGGUUCCCCUGAAAUACCCAUAUUCUGACCCCAUCACCCGGGUCACAAAUGAUGACACCAGUGCUGGGUACCCAAAUUAAGGGCGACUAACAUGUAAGUAGGAUGAUGAAUGGUUUGAAGUGUAAAUUGUGUGAAAUAGUUCAGCAUGAAAGCUCUGCCCUGAGAAAUAAUGACUGAUUAUACCAGUUAGAAACCCUUCAGACUGUUGAACUUGAGACACACAGACACAACAGACACAGACUAGUGGGUGUGGGAGCAGAAGCAUAGGCACUCUCAAAUAGAGAAGACAUUUGCAAGUCUCUGCUGCCAAGGGAGCAAAGAGAUAAUCUCGAUGCCAGGGCUGUGUCAGAUCCUGCAUGGCUCUGAACUACAGUUGGUUUCCAAAAAGCUGGGCUUUUGUGAGGUUUCUGUUUUUUAUGCGAUGCUUAGAUUUUCCUGGAAUCCUUGGAAGUUAACUCAACAUUUGAGGUUCCUAUAUCCUUUAAUCCCAUCCCAUGUGUAUCUUUACAAUAAAACUUCCUGCUAGAGGUAUCCUGAGGGAAUCUUUGUUUCUUGCAUCUGAAGAGAAUAACACUAAACUUAUUGCAUAUGAUUUGGGGGUUGGAUCCAAUGAUAGCACAGAGGGACAGGAAAUGUGAUUUAUUGACCAUAAAAGCUUUAAUUUAAAAUUGCUGGCCAGCGAAAUCCAGACUCUGGGAAAUGUUAUAGGCCAAAUGAUCUGUUUCUUCAACAAAUAAAUUACAAAACUGAGGGGAAAAAAAGGAACCUAUUAAAAAGACAUUAUCUAUCAAUCACUGUGUGUGUACAGUUUUGAGCUCCUGAUUUAAAUAAACAAAUUGUAAAAUAAAAGAUCUUUUGAAACAAUUGGAAGUUUGAACACUGAUUGGAUAUUGGUGGUAUAAAAGAAUUAUUGGUUUUUUUUAGGUGUCAUGGUAUUGUUUUGGUUUACAAAGUUAUAGAUAUAAAUGUUGAAAUAUUUACAGAUGCAGUGAUAUGUUGGCUGGGAUUUAAUUUGAAAGUCAAAGAAGUGAGUUAAAAUACAUAUACUCCUCCUCUUAUAAUCGGUUAUGUGCCAAUAAAUCCAUUGUAAAUUGAAAAUAUCCUAAGUUGAAAAUAUUGUAAGUUAAAAAUGCAUUUAAUACAGCUAACUUACCAGACAGCUUAGCUUAGCCUCACCUACCUUAAAUAUGCUCAGAACACAUACGUUAGCCUAUAGUUGGGCAAAAUCAUCUAACACAAAGCCUAUUUUAUAAUAUUGAACAGCCCAUGUAAUUUAUUGAAUAUUGUACUAAAAGUGAAAAACUGAAUAGUUGUAUGCAUACUCAAAGUAUGGUUUCUACUGAAUGCAUUGUAAACCAGAAAGUAUCUGAGACAAUGUUUUUUUUUUUUUUUUUUUUUUUUUUAAUUUCUGAGACAGAGUCUCAUUCUGUCACCCAGGUUGGAGUGCAGUGGCAUGAACUCAGCUCACUGCAACCUUCACCUCCCAGGCUCAAGCAGUCCUCCCAUCUCAGCCUCCCAAGUAGCUGGGACCACAGGCAUGGGCCAACAAGCCUGGCUAAAUAUUUUGUACUUUUGGUAGACACGGGUUUUUACCAUGUUGUGCAGGCUGGUCUUGAACGCCUGAGCUCAAGUGAUCUGCCUGCCUCGGCCUCCCAAAGUACUGGGAUUACAGGCAUGAGUCACUGAACCCAGCCCUGAGACAUGUCUCAAUUAGUUUAGAAGUUUAUUUGGCCAAGGUUAAGGACAUGCCCUUGACACUGCACCUGUCAGUACAGGUCCUGACAACAUGUGUCCAAGGUGGUCAAGCUAUACAACUUGGUUUUAUACAUUUUAAGGAGACAUAAGACAUCAAUAAAUACAUGGAAGAUGUACAUUGGUUCAGUCUGGAAAGGCAGGAUGCCUCAAACUUGAAACAAGAGAAUGGGGGGUGGGAGGAUGUGGGAGAUGCUUCCAGGUCAUAGUUGGAGUCAAAGACUUUCCAAUUGGCAAUUGGUUCAAAGAAUUUAUCUAAAGACCUGGAAUCCAUAGAAGGCUUUACCUGGAUUAAAAUAAGGGGACCAAGGUUCUCAUGCAGAUGAAGCCUCCAGGUGGCAGACUUCAGAGAGCAUAGAUUGUAAAUGUUUCUUAUCUGACUUAAAAAGGUGUCAGACUCUUAGUAAAUUAUCUCCUGGAUCAGUGAAAAGAUGUGAAAAAAGGUUCUCUACAGAAUGUAGAUUUUCCCCAUAAGAGAUAGCUUCGCAGGGCCAUUGCAAAAUAUGUCAAAAAUAUAUAUUUUAGGGUAAAAUGCCUCAAUUUAUUUCAAGGCCUGAUAUUUGUCAUGUGAUGCUAUACUACAGUCAGGCUGAAACUUGGCAUCUUAUUGCUAUGAAAAAUCUUAAGAUCUCUAUUUUAAUGUUAAUGCUGGUCACUGGUGCCUGAAUUCCAAAGGGAGGAGGGUAUAAUGAAGCAUGUCCAAUUCCCCAUGCCCCACCCCCACCCCCACAUCCUAUAAUGGCCUGAACUAGUUUUUCAGGUUAACUUUGGAAUACCCUUGGCCAAGAAGAGGGGUCCAUGCAGAUGUUUGGAGGGGGGGGUCUUAAAGCUUUAUUUUUAGAUUACAGCAUAUUGCUUUUGCACUAUCAUAAAGUAAAAACAUCAUAAGUCAAGCCACCAUAAAUAGCGGACCAUCUGUAUAUCUGAAAGAAGAUGAACCAAGACUUGGUUAUUGUUAAAGCUGAUGAUUGGCUGUAUGAAGAUUUACUAUACAAUUUUGUGUACUUUUGUAAGUUCUUGGUUGUUUCUAAACUUAUAACAAAAUAAAUAAUUGGCCAUCUUCAUUGGAUUGUGAAGCCAUUUCCUCCCACAUGUUCGUAAAAAUGGUAGCCAUGGCCCCUGACUGAACCCAGGUAUGAAUGGCCUUCAUUGAUUUUGUAGACCCUGACCUUCUCUGUUCUUCCAGAGAAGGUGGUACUCAGAUAAAAACUUUGAAGCAUUUUAUUGUUCAGAAUAUGACUUUGAUCUUCUCAUAAGACUCAAGUUUUUGAAUGCUUAAGGCUCUUUAUCGCUAGUGUAUGUAAGUAAUAUCAUUGUCCUUAACCACCAUCUGCCUCUCCCCCCAGACACACAUAAGUUUAUGAUAACUACAGAGGUGUCCAGAUGAGUAAAAACUGCCUUUGCAUUAAGGUGAGAGAAGACCGAGAUGAAAUCUUAUUAGAAAAUAUAACUGGGGAAAGCAGUUUGUCUGUUUCUCCUGGAAAACUACUAGACUACAUCAACUUAUAUACUACUUCUUUUCUAUAUUCUCAAUAUGAGCCACUUAAGAAAAUUAAUGAGACUUUAUGUUUGACCAAAGCUGGUAAUUCCUUGAUCUUAUUCUCCAAACUUGAUUCUGAAUGACUACUGACCACUAAAAACACUAAGAGUACCACUGUGGAUGUUUAAAAACAUACACCCUAAGAGCCUUCAGAAUUAGACGCUUCAAUUCUUCUGAAAUCAAAAGUCACACCAGCUUUGCUGUAGUUAAUCAGGUAAUACCUUUCUUCUCCACUACUCUCUAAUUUCCUUGAGGGCAAAUAUUGUCUUUCUUGAUAAAUGCCCUGGACCCAACAUCUAACAGAAUACCUGGCAUAAAGUGAAAUCCAUCGAAUGUGCUAAUGAUAAAUAAAGAAGUUCAAAAAAAUCUUUUAAUAGAAGCUAUAAAAUAGCAGAUAAGCUAAGUCAUUCUCAUAAAACACCAUUUGUCAUUUGAAUGCGUGCAUUGUGGCCUGUUACUUUUAACUAGUCUCACUAAUUUAUAGUUAUAUAUGAUGUAGAUCUAGAUUGUGAUGUACACUAAGUGGGUUGAUCCUGAGAUCAAGCUAUGAUUGCUGCUUGCGUAAAGUGUUCCUUUUGGGAAAUAAAUAAUCUUUCAUAUCUGUAAACUUUGGUAUAAUUGGUUAUUUAUGCAAUGUAUUGUUGUGGUUGUCAACUCAAGAUUGUAUUCUCAUCUGGGGACAUUAUGAAUCUUGUUAUUUUAUCCCCUUUUUUGCUCUGUUUUUUCACAUUUAUGGCCUACCUGUUACAGCUGCACGGUAUCCAUUUUCUGUGCUAAAUUCAUCUUUAAUUUAUUAUUUUUUUUCAACCUCAGCUUUUAACUUUGCCCUGAUUUUCUCUUCCAUUUUAUUUUCACUUCCAUUUUAAGCUGGCUCAAAGCCUUUUAGGAACAAUAAGUUACUGAAUUAUAUGAACCUAUUUGAGGUAAUGAUGAUGCCUGGGAAGGAGCAGUAUUGCUGGAUCAGAAUUCACUUUUUCCAAGUUACAGAUUUUAAUAAACCACUGUGCAAAGCAUUAGGAUAAAUUUUUAUUGAAAAUUGAGUGAAUGACUGAACAAAUCGCUGGGUAAUGCUGUUUAGGUUGUUCUAUUUUCCACGGAUUAAAUUAAAUUCUAUGUA
Molecule: messenger RNA, 5942 nt
Organism: Homo sapiens (human)
Lineage: Eukaryota; Metazoa; Chordata; Mammalia; Primates; Hominidae
Gene: SPATA17
Product: spermatogenesis associated 17
Exons: 11
Coding region: 36-1121 (361 amino acids)
Cellular component (GO): cytoplasm
Source: RefSeq, marked validated